AUGCCCCCCUUUGACAUACAUGCCGCCUUCCACCGCAUCCUCGCCGACGCCCAGAUAUCCGCUCCCCUCGCUGCCAUCUUUGCUCUCACUGAGCUCAUCCAAAACUCUGAUGCCGGAACCAUGUUCGAGCUCGUCAAGGCCCUCAACGACGGUGCAGAGGCCCUCACCCGCCAGGCUACAAAUCCAAUCAGCAUAAACGCCGGUUGCGAGCUUUUCAUCGCGUUUGUCACCCUCUUUCCCCAUGAUUCGGCCAAUUUCACCGAUCUUAAAAAAGAGCUCAUCCGCCAGGGUCAGAACUAUGCUGCAGAGGCUCUUACCUACCGCAAAAAAAUCGCAGAGCUCGCUUUCGGUUUCAUCAAGGACGGCUCGGUCAUUCUCACCCAUUCUUACUCUCGGGUCGUCAUGCAAACUCUCCUCUUGGCUCAUAAACGAAAACGCAUCUCAGUCUUCGUCACAGAAGCUCGUCCUCGAGGUCUGGGCAUUAAGACUGCCGAAGAGCUCACAGCCGCGGGUGUACCGAGCACUGUUAUACUGGAUUCCGCAGUCGCAUAUGUCAUGGACAAGGUAGACUUUGUCCUCGUUGGCUCGGAGGCUGUUGUCGAAUCAGGUGGUCUUGUGAAUGCCGUUGGCAGCAAUCAAAUCGCUAUCAUCGCUAGAGCAGCCAACAAACCCUUCUACGCCCUUGCUGAAAGCUACAAAUUCCAUCGCCUUUUUCCGCUAUCACAAUACGAUCUACCUAGUCAUAAUUCAAAAAUCCUUUCAUUUCCCCGUCCUCUCCCAGUCAAUCUCCCUUCUACAAUAAACUCCUUAACUAAACAGCCCUCCUCCGACUCUUCCACCUCUGAUAGCAGCCAUCCGGAUCCCAUUUCUCCUCCAAGAAUAACCCAGGAGCAAAUUUCCGAAAACAAUCCCGAUGUGGACUAUACUAGACCUGAUCUAAUUUCUCUUGUGUUUUCGGAUGUGGGAAGUUUAACGCCGGAGGGCGUUAGCCAAUACCUCGUCGGCAUGUUUGCAGGAUGA
Psilocybe cubensis is the source of this 1020-nucleotide messenger RNA. RefSeq lists its product as uncharacterized. Gene Ontology annotation, molecular function: translation initiation factor activity; guanyl-nucleotide exchange factor activity. Gene Ontology annotation, biological process: translational initiation. The record is from RefSeq and is a predicted model, not a curated record. Bases 1 to 1020 code for a protein of 339 amino acids. Gene Ontology annotation, cellular component: eukaryotic translation initiation factor 2B complex. NCBI's taxonomy places the organism in Eukaryota, Fungi, Basidiomycota, Agaricomycetes, Agaricales, Agrocybaceae. The transcript is spliced from 9 exons.